UUUUCUUUUUAAUCAUUGACCGCUAUAACAAAGUGUUCCAAACCGAAAGUACCUGGGAAUAUUUUAAUUCAGAUAUGUUUAAUGUCAUUAAAGAGAGUUGUCCAUACCAAAACUGGACAUCCGUGGCAAGGGAACGAUGUCCAAAUCCUGACCACUUUCAUUGUUUGAUAGACGAGUAUGGGAGAAUCGGAUGGGUUUGCAAGGAGCCAAUAUGGGUUGAAAAGGAUAGAUGUCCUGUUUUUAACGUUGUUGCUAAGAAACUGGAUACCACGUCUUGUUCACAAACUAGAUGUCCGCCAUAUAGCUACCGGUCAAACGAUGUUGAUGUUGAAUAUGUCUGCAGAUAUGUCAUGGAAAGAGAAAGUUCUACAACACCCUUCACUACAAAAGCCACCGACACGAACAGUGUACUCGUCGCUUUGAUUGUGUUGAUACUUGUUGCCAUUUUAGUCCUUGUGGCUGGAAUACUGUUUUAUAAAUAUCGUCGUCGACAACGGAAUGGUAAACGACAAGAAGAAUCCAACAACGGUCUUAUUCAAACACAAGAACCAAGUAGUUUCACGAAAAUAGUUCUAACCACAAUGACCUGA
Magallana angulata is the source of this 590-nucleotide messenger RNA. RefSeq lists its product as uncharacterized. Bases 75 to 590 code for a protein of 171 amino acids. The transcript has 5 exons. NCBI's taxonomy places the organism in Eukaryota, Metazoa, Mollusca, Bivalvia, Ostreida, Ostreidae. The record is from RefSeq and is a predicted model, not a curated record.